Molecule: messenger RNA, 3786 nt
Organism: Fusarium redolens
Lineage: Eukaryota; Fungi; Ascomycota; Sordariomycetes; Hypocreales; Nectriaceae
Exons: 4
Coding region: 1-3786 (1261 amino acids)
Biological process (GO): signal transduction
Source: RefSeq, a predicted model, not a curated record
AUGGAUCAGCAUUAUCACCCAGCACCUCUGGGCCAUUACUCUGCGCCAGAGACUGUUCCUCAUCGACUAUUACCGUCCAGAAGUAGCUUGUCUCUUCAGGCUACAAUACGGCAUAUAACAGACCAAGGACCUGUACAUACCAGCAGAACAUGGACGAGUAGUGGCGAUCACAACAUCCUAAGCGAUACCGAUGAAUUGGACGAUCGAGCCGCCUUUGUUCAGGAAUACAACCGCCUAGCAAAAAAGAAUGGAGUGCGGAUAUUGGUGAUUGACGACUUUGACUUUAGGCAUACUGAAAACGGACUUGGUAGUCCUCGCAAGCAAGGAUGGCUUUAUCGAAUCCUACGGUCCUCUUCCAAUCAUCCUACAGCAGAUACACAACCAGCUCGCCAAGGACCUCGUCAUAAACGCAGUGUUUCCGAUCUCGCCCACAACUUGAUACAUCGUCGAGAUAAUCCAAAGAUACUCGAUCUGCAGUCGAUGGUCAGAAUAUGUGGCAAGAGCAUGCUCUACCUUCCACCUGAACAUACACCAUCUGCUCUCAUACUUCCAACUUGCAUUCGAGCUACUGCGCAUCACAUCGCUCAGCAUGUCACUACUCGAGGGAUCUUUCGUAUACCGGGGUCAAUCAGAGUAGUCAAUAUGCUGUUUGAUUAUUACUGCUGUACCGACAAUAUCGAGAUCACAAACACUGUGCGAUGCGCAAACCUACCGAUGCAUGUGCAGGCUUCUGUCCAUGAUGUGGCGUCAACUUUCAAGCGCCUACUUUCGGUAAUGCCCGGUGGAAUACUUGGUUCCUUGGCACUCUUUGAUGCUUUGGUCGCAAUCCAUUCGCAGUUACAGGGUGAUCCAGAGUUCCCUCGCACCAAACAGACCAAGGUUCGGGCUCGACUCAUCGCCUUGGCUAUCGCAACGGUCCAAUCCCAAUUCCGAAGGGAGCUCAUCUGCGCUGUCUUUGGACUUUUGAGUCUUAUUGGACGGGUGGCAGAAAUCACCCCCAGAGAAGAUGAAGAAGGUAGAUCACUACCCACAGGAGACCUCAUGGGCUACAAUGCACUGGGUAUCGUAUUUGGACCUCUCCUCAUCGGCGACUUGCUUGGACUCUAUUCUAUGAAGCUGGCCACCCCAAAGGCAGGGUUGCUGGUGCUCCCAUUGAGAUCUCCAAGAUCACGACAAGAUCGAAACGUAAGGAAGACACUCGGGAAUGAGCUUGCAACGCCCCCAACAAUGGACAAAAUUCUCAUCGCCAAUACCAUCACAGAAAUGCUUAUAAUCAAUUGGAGAGAUGUGGUCCGACAAAUGAAGUCACUCGGCAUGAAUCGACCUCACCCACGACCAAUGAGUCCCCAAGAUGAUGCCAACGAGAAUAGUUUUGUUAUCAGGAAACCACAAGGUUGGGAUCAGGAAUGGCGAGGAAGCGAGGUGGGAGAUCAGAUCGCCAGAGAAGACAGUCCAGAACCGCCUACACCUACGCUGGGCAUAUCCAAACAGCGGUCGCGAAGUCGUGAGAGUUCAGCAUCGAAGAGGCUCGCAGCCAGACCCAAUAUUGGUUGCUUAAGUCCAACUGUGGAAGAGAGUGUGCACGACGAGGAUAAGAGCCGAAGAUCAACACAACCAGGGGAAGGCAGUAGCUAUGUUCAAACGCCGCACAAUUUGCUCGAGAAGCCGACAGAUGCAGUUCACUUGGAAGGCAGCAAGGAUGCGCCAACGAAGCAUACACCGCAGAGUGAGAGUGCGUAUAUCGCUCCAACACCCACCCCAGCUACAAGGACCAGAGGACCGUUACAUCGAGAUAGUUCCCAUCUGUCUCAAGACGAUGUACCACCGCGGACGUCCUCAAAAAGGGGGACAAAGACAACCCCUCUUGAACAAACCAGUGUCGAAGAACCUACAAGUCAGGACACUUCGAGAGUCUCAACAAUGGAAACCCCAUCAAUUGAACGAAAGGGUGCCAUAAGAAAGAAAAAUCCUGGAAAGGAAAAGACUCUCAAGUUACAUCGACGUUCCCUUGCAGUUGAAUGGUCAAAACCUGUCAGGCCAUCAGAUACAUCCAUGGACAGGCCAAAAUCAACCAGCCUGGAGUUCUCAUCCGAGAAGGAGGCCCUUGAAGCUGCACUCAAAGCGCAUUUCGAGGAACUCAGAGAGUUGGAUUCCUUGGACCAGCGCAAUUCAGCCUCUGUUAAUGCUGAUCAGAACUCGCAGGUGUCAACUUUUGCCAACAAUCCCAAGGUUUUACAACUUCCAAUGGAUAGCCCAGAAGAGGAGGGCGAGUACACUGUUCGUGGGGAGAAGUCAACACGAACCCAGGCUCUACAAGAAGCCAACUCUGCUUCAACAACACCAAGGCAGUUUUAUUCACCAAUGCAGAAAGUCUCUUCUGGUGCGCAAGGAGAGUUACCCAGAGAUGAAUUGCAGAGUCUUGAAUAUAGUGAGUCACAAAAGCAAGCCGAGGGCAUUGGCACUGAAACCCCGGAACGACGACACUCUCGAGUUGUGUCUUUGCCUGCCGAAACACCAAAGACCGAAAGGCAGCGCACUGCAUCUUCUCCCUGGUUCUCUGUCCCAAAGAGAAAACCAAGGGCAUUGACACGUCCAAGCUUGUCAGCAGCAAACAAUCCAGGGGGCGUCCGAGCCAUGGCUGCCAAACUUGAAACCACUCAUUCAACCGAGGCAUCUCCAACAAAACCCAGAAGUGCAAGCAAAACCCAAGAUCUCAUAUUACAAUUUUCGCAAGAGUCACCGACGAAGAGUAUCCGUUCGACAAGUUCCGUUUCAGCCUUGGGGAACAAACGGAAUGCUUCAAUUUCAAGCCAGGACCGGCGUUCUCGUUUACCGUCAGCAAUAAACACCGUUCGAGAUGGGGCUCUUGACCAGGAUUUGCGAGUCUCAAUCAGGGAAGAGGCAGCAAUGAAGGCAGUUGAGCUUCAACAAGCUGAUAAGGGGCAAAAGACAAGCUCCCAUGAGCAACCGGAGAUGUUAGCUCAACGGCAAACGAUCCCUAUGAGGAAGCCAGUUCCAGGAGUCAGGGGUAAAGAGGCAUCAUUAGAGAACCCAAGAAGUCUGGGAACAAUGAUGCCAUACCCUGAACAACCCCCUAUCGCUCAACACCUCAAUCUUAUGAGACCAGCAUCCUCUGCAUCGAAUGCACAAUACGGAACAGAUUCGUCAGUUCCUCACAUUUCAACUCCUUUUCAACGUCCUGGCAGUACAACUACUCUGCAUACACAAAUUCGAAGUCUCCAACGGCAACUAGACCUCAAGACAGAAGAAGCAGUCCAAUUGAGGAGGCAGCUUGAGGUACAAGAAGAUGCAGAUGUUGGAACACUGAGUCAACAACUACGAGAAGCCAAAAGGGAGGCACAAACGUGGAGGGAAAGGGCAGAGAGUGCAGAACGAAGAAUCAAGGUCUUUGAACGAUUCACAGCACGACUGAAAGGGAUACGAGAGGCUGUAGGAGUUGGUACGAGAGAUGCCGACACAGACCUCACAGAAAAUUACUCAGAUGAAGGUGCAGAUGGACAAAAAGAAAACACAUUCUUGGAGAAUGCAAUGGGUUACGAGAGUGAUAGUUCAGGGAGAACAGAAGAUGCUGGGGUCGUCAAAGCUCGAAUACGCCGUUGCCUCCAUGGCUUGACCGAUGGUCCUCCAGACAAACCAUCGUUUGGACUCGACGACAUCCAGAACACGGGUUUAGAGAGGCCAAAGCGGGAUAUCAGCCCGAGUACAGUCGAGGUCUGGAUGGCGGCGCAGGAGUUGCUACAUCUCGGUGAAGGUCAGGGCAAAUGA